This is a messenger RNA of Spirometra erinaceieuropaei, 652 nucleotides long. The record is from the annotation of a GenBank genome assembly. NCBI's taxonomy places the organism in Eukaryota, Metazoa, Platyhelminthes, Cestoda, Diphyllobothriidea, Diphyllobothriidae.
AUGAACUUUCGAUUAGGAUACCUCAGAAGAUCUAAUUGUCUUCUCUGGAAGUGGCUCACUUGUUACAGCCAUUUCUCCACUGCGGCGGUAUGUUCCUUAUAUUCUUCCGAUUGCCUCACCAGCCUUUCAGCCUGUGCGACUUCAAACCGGAAUUUAUUCGUAAUUUUUGCAUCAUUGCCCACAUCGAUCAUGGAAAGAGUACCCUUGUUGAUCGCCUACUUGAGUAUGCAGGUUCGUCGUCUCCUAUCCUCACAGACACCCCCCCCCUUCCCCUAGGAGUCAUCGAGAAAAGCCACGCCAAUGCGCAGGUGUUGGACACGUUGAGUGUGGAGCGUGCUAGAGGCAUCACUGUGAAGGCUCGAAGUGCGGCCAUGUUUUGUCGCUUUGAAAAUCAGACCUUCCUGCUCAACCUUCUGGACACUCCUGUUAGCGGAAUAGAUUGAUUUUCCCUAAUAUCUCGCCUCCUGUUAACUUUUUUAGGGUCAUGCGGACUUUACUUACGAAGUAAAGAAAUCAAUAAUGGCUUCUGAUAAUGCCUUGCUGCUCGUAGACGCUUGCGAGGUGGGAACGUCGUUUGCAUCUAGGUUAACGUCCGACAGGGUGUGAUGGCUCAAACUUUAGCGACCUUCCACAUGGCCACCUCGCGUGGCCU